Molecule: messenger RNA, 1725 nt
Organism: Magnolia sinica
Lineage: Eukaryota; Viridiplantae; Streptophyta; Magnoliopsida; Magnoliales; Magnoliaceae
Product: peptidyl-prolyl cis-trans isomerase FKBP42
Exons: 11
Coding region: 384-1493 (369 amino acids)
Molecular function (GO): peptidyl-prolyl cis-trans isomerase activity; protein binding
Source: RefSeq, a predicted model, not a curated record
UUGUCGUUUAUGAACCGAAGUCGUUCGGAAAUCGGAAGAAAGAGAUCGAGAAAAGCUCGAGACCUUGAGCUAAUCGAUUCUUCCUAUCUACAAAUCCUUCCAACACGAAAUUUCAGCUGCCGUAUCACUCUUCGAAGAAGAUCAUUUGCCUGAAAUUUAAGGGGAAUCGGAACCAGAACGAAGGAGAUCUUAGCUUUCCUCCUUUUUUUUCACGAUUUUUGGGGGAAUUUUGCUGUGAUUCUCGUAUUCUUCUCUUCUAGAGCCCAAGAAAGAGAAUCCAGUGGAUUUUUGAAGCCUGUGGAGUCGAGGGGAUUUUGCAAAUCAGCUUUGAGGGAAUCUGUGCAGAUUUCAACAAGGCCUUUGGAGAGGAUUCCCUUUUGAACAUGGAGGACAGUCAAGCCCAAGCAUAUUCCCUCCAGCAGUCUGAGAAAGGUCCAGAUGAUGAUAACGAGAUUGUUGCUGAACAAGCCGCUUUUGUGCAUGGCGAACCUCCACAAGAUACUGAAGGUCCUCCGAAGGCUGAUUCAGAAGUUGAAAUCCUUCAUGAGAAAGUUACUAAGCAAAUCAUGAAGGAAGGUCAUGGUCAGAAACCAAUAAAGUUCUCAACGUGCUUCGUGCAUUACAGAGCAUGGGUUGAAAACACCAUGCACAAGUUUGAAGACACGUGGCAGGAGCAACGACCUGUUGAAUUGAUUUUGGGAAAAGAGAAAGCUCAGAUGGCAGGAUUAGGUAUCGGUGUGUCAAGCAUGAAAGCUGGUGAACGUGCAUUGUUACAUGUGAGUUGGGAACUAGGCUAUGGUAAGGAGGGGAGCUUUUCUUUCCCAAAUGUUCCACCCAUGGCAGAUCUGUUAUACGAAGUCGAGCUUAUUGGCUUUGAUGAAGCCAAAGAAGGUAAAGCUCGCAGCGACAUGACAGUUGAGGAAAGGAUUGAGGCAGCGGAUAGAAGGAAGGCGGAAGGGAAUGCUUAUUUCAAGGACGAAAAGCUGGAGGAGGCUAUGCAACAGUAUGAAAUGGCUGUAGCAUACAUGGGAGAUGAUUUCAUGUUCCAGUUGUUUGGGAAAUAUAGGGACAUGGCAUUGGCUGUGAAGAACCCGUGUCACCUCAACAUGGCAGCCUGUUUCAUAAAGCUCGAGCGCUAUGAAGAAGCCAUUGCUCAAUGCAGCAUUGUUUUAUCAGAGGACGAGAAUAACGUCAAGGCAUUAUUCAGACGAGGGAAAGCUAGAGCAGAGCUCGGCCAGACGGAUGCUGCAAGGGAGGACUUCCAGAAAGCAAGAAAGUUUGCACCUGAAGACAAGGCGAUUGCGAAGGAGCUGCGUAUGAUUGCUGAACAUGACAAGGCCGUUUAUCAGAAGCAAAAGGAGAUUUACAAGGGAAUUUUUGGACCAAGGCCUGAACCCAAGCCCAAGCGAUUGAAUUGGCUCGUCCUCAUUUGGCAAUGGCUGGUAUCUCUAGUGCUUGGCCUCUUCAAGCUCAAAAGGAACAAAGCGGACUGACUUUUGGUACUGUAAGGGGAAGCAUUUGAGGUCCUUUUCAUGCUUUUGGUGAGAAAGAAAGAUUGCUCUCGAAAAUGCAGUCUCUCAGCUAUUGCGCAUGGUAAAGGUUGGACAUAUUCCUUUACUUUUUUCAUUACUCUUGUAACAAAUCUAUUUAUUAUGAUUAGUCUAUAUUUAAUGUGAUCUUUUGUCCGUCUCCAAAUAAAAACGCGUCUUGAGGUUUAGAUUGAUA